AUGAUAGAUGCCGAUUAUGCAGUGAAAAGAUUGAAAAUAAUUAAAGGAGAUUCGAUUAGAAAGUUAGAAGGUUAGAAUGUUAGAUAUUACUUCGAUUAUUAAUAAAUUGGAAGGAGUUAAGAGAAGAUACAGAGAAUUAUGAAUGAAAUCAAAUUAAAAGUAGAAGCGAAGGAUUCUAGAAGUGGUGCAAAAGUUAAUUGA
Tetrahymena thermophila SB210 is the source of this 201-nucleotide messenger RNA. RefSeq lists its product as hypothetical. The transcript is spliced from 2 exons. The record is from RefSeq and is a predicted model, not a curated record. Lineage: Eukaryota; Ciliophora; Oligohymenophorea; Hymenostomatida; Tetrahymenidae.